Phyllostomus discolor (pale spear-nosed bat) is the source of this 3539-nucleotide messenger RNA. RefSeq names its product family with sequence similarity 172 member A (gene ARB2A). Bases 178 to 1428 code for a protein of 416 amino acids. Gene Ontology annotation, biological process: regulatory ncRNA-mediated heterochromatin formation. Gene Ontology annotation, molecular function: siRNA binding. Lineage: Eukaryota; Metazoa; Chordata; Mammalia; Chiroptera; Phyllostomidae. Gene Ontology annotation, cellular component: nucleus. The record is from RefSeq and is a predicted model, not a curated record. The transcript is spliced from 11 exons.
GUCUUUGCGGACCCCGGAAGUGCAACUCGAACUUGUUCGGGGCGCGGAUCCCGAGAGAGAAAGUCAAAACAACCGCACGAGGGAGUUCGUUCGGCGAGCUGGAAGGCCACGCCUCCUCCCGCCUUCCCCCACAGCCUUGUAGCUGGGGGCAGAGCUCAGACUGUCUUCUGAAGAUUGAUGUCUAUUUCCUUGAGCUUUUUAAUUUUGUACCCAAUUUGGAUAAACAUGGCACAAAUCCAGCAGGGAGGUCCAGAUGAAAAAGAAAAGACCACAGCACUGAAAGAUUUAUUAUCUAGGAUAGAUUUGGAUGAACUAAUGAAAAAAGAUGAACCACCUCUUGAUUUUCCUGAUACCUUGGAAGGAUUUGAAUAUGCUUUUAAUGAAAAGGGACAGUUAAGACACAUAAAGACUGGGGAACCAUUUGUUUUUAACUACCGAGAAGACUUGCACAGAUGGAACCAGAAAAGAUAUGAAGCUCUAGGAGAGAUCAUCACGAAGUAUGUAUAUGAGCUCCUGGAAAAGGACUGUAAUUUGAAAAAAAUCUCUAUUCCAAUAGAUGCCACUGAAAGUGAACCAAAGAGUUUUAUCUUUAUGAGUGAAGAUGCUUUGACAAACCCACAGAAACUUAUGGUUUUAAUUCACGGUAGUGGUGUUGUCAGAGCAGGUCAGUGGGCCCGAAGGCUCAUCAUAAAUGAAGAUCUGGACAGUGGCACACAGAUACCAUUUAUUAAGAGAGCUAUGGAUGAAGGAUAUGGAGUAAUAGUUCUGAAUCCCAAUGAAAACUAUAUUGAAGUAGAGAAGCCAAAGAUACAUGUACAGCCAUCUUCUGAUUGUUCAGAUGAACCAGCAGAAAAACGGGAAAGAAAAGAUAAAGUUUCUAAAGAAACAAAAAAGCGGCGUGAUUUCUAUGAGAAGUAUCGGAACCCUCAAAGAGAAAAAGAAAUGAUGCAGUUGUAUAUCAGAGAAAAUGGUUCUCCUGAAGAACAUGCAGUCUAUGUGUGGGACCAUUUCAUAGCCCAGUCUGCAGCUGAGAAUGUAUUUUUUGUUGCUCAUAGCUAUGGAGGACUUGCUUUUGUUGAACUGAUGAUUCAACGAGAAGCAGAUGUAAAAAAUAAGGUAACUGCUGUGGCGUUGACAGACUCUGUUCACAAUGUGUGGCAUCAAGAAGCUGGCAAAACGAUUCGAGAAUGGAUGAGAGAGAACUGUUGUAACUGGGUCUCUAGCUCAGAACCGCUAGACACGUCGGUGGAGUCCAUGCUGCCUGACUGUCCCCGAGUCUCAGCAGGCACCGACCGUCACGAGCUCACUUCCUGGAAGAGCUUCCAGUCUAUUUUCAAGUUCUUUGCAGAAGCCUCUGAAGCCAAGACUAAUUCCCUCAAGCCGGCUCUGACGCGGCGCUCACACCGCCUCAAGCACGAGGAGCUGUAAGAGGAGAGCGAGGGAGACGGGGAGGGGCGCCGGGACCCACGCUCGAGCAUGCUUCCACCCUGCUCCUAACGGCUUGUGUCAGCGAGCAGACUCCCGGCCCCUCAUUAGAUUGUUUUCUUCCUAGAGCACAGGGUCGUGAUAUAUACAUCUAAAUAGCGUUUUGCAUUAUUUCUAGAUGAGUGCAACUGUCAAAGCAAUAUGGGUUCACUGGUUGUGCUUCCUGCGGGCCGCGCUGGGCUUCGGGCAGCCCGUCAGCCCUCAGAUUAAGGCUGACAGCGCCCUGCCCAGCGCGGCCUGCGCGCCUCUAAUUGCCCUCUUGGAGACGCGCGGGCGCUGCAGGGUGAGUGGCGUCUGCGCGGUCCUACUGCCCGCCGCUGCGCAGCCGCUCGCCCCUACCCCCGGCCGCAGCCCCCCUUAAUCACGUCCAUUUUCCCCCUCUCUCCUCUCCAAACUGAAGCAAACUUUUAGUGUAGACUUCAAACUUCCCCUUUCAGUAGCUCACUGAGAGCGUCUUAUGCCUCUCUUAUCUUUUUUAAGGAAGUCCCACACACACACCCAGAAAAGCCAAAUUUAAAUUCAGAACAUGAAUGCUGUGAUGUACUAUGUAGUUUUGGGAGUGCAAAUUGUUCUCUCCCUAACGAUCUAUUUUCAUUUCGAGACCAGAAGGAAAACUUUACAUAAAAAAGCUAUGAUGUAUCGAUGCACAUUACUGCUAAAAAUCCUUACUAGUUGAAUGUGACAUUUUAUUACACAAGUUUCUAAUUUCACAAGAUAUUAUUUAAAACAAAACAUAAUGAUGAACAAAUCUUUUAAGUAUAUGUGUGAAAGCCCCCUUUUCAGUGGAAUUUCUAAUUUUAUUAUUAGCAUUGACUUUACUUUUUAAAUAUAUAAUGUAUAUUAAGUGGCAUUGUAAUUUAGGUAGCAUACUUAAGUUUUGCUUUUUAAAGCCUAAUGUGGAGAAAGUUUGUUUUUGUUGUUAACCCUAACUAGAAAGAUCUAUUCUGAUCAUUCAUGGAGUUAGAUCCUUUCAAGGAGAGGAUUUUUUAUCGUCAUCAGGAAAAUGAACCUGUAUACUCUUGAGCCUUUUCCUUCUGAAAGGCUAAGUGGGGCUAAAAUAAUUCUUUUAUUUUUCUGCUGCAGCAGAAAGGGAAAGACCUGAUGUGAAAGAUUUCUCUUCAAUCCAAUAACAAUUGUUCGUAGUCUACUUCCUCUGUAGGGUUUUGCCCUACUGUUUCAACUAUUAAGUAUUUUAAUCUAGCUAAGAUCUGGCCAACACUGUGAAAUAUUAGAGGUAAAAUAAGUUAAGAUUUUGCUGACUUUUACAUUCAAAUAUUAAGUCUUAACACUAUCAUUUUUAAUUCCUUGAACAAUUUAAUUACCCACUGAAUAUUCUGUUUCUAAUAAUUAAGGAUCUGAAUUUAAUAUUCAACCUAUUUUUUUCAAGUAUAUGCAACAAUAUGCCUGCCUUAUUUGAAGAUGUGAUAAAAUGUACCCAAAAUGACUUAGAGCUGUUGACUCCUCAGAAAAAAAUUACAAAAUAAACACCUCAUGGGUAAAAUGUUUUUAUAUUAUGAACAGAUUUCAGCAAGUUUUAACACUGAUAAUAUCUUUGUUUGUAUACAAGUACAUUAAUUAGUUCUUAGAGUUUUAAUAAUAGCAAACUCAAGUGAUCUUUUUUCAAUGGUUAUAAUGCAUAUCUUUCUAUGUUAUUGUAGCAGAAACAACAUAGGAGGAAAACUCAAAACAUCAUAUUGUUCAGUUUCUGGAUAAUUUAAAAUGUGUAACUCCAACAAUGUCAAGCCCCUUGUUUUGCAAUCUUUUCUAUUUCAGAAGUAAUGGUGAACUACAUAAGCUAAUGGUAACUUCCACUGAGAGGAUUUGAGAAUUGAUGUAGAUUGAAUAUAUUUUUUCAAAGUGAUAUAAAUUGUGUGGUGUUUUCAGUACAUGAAAAUGUUCACAGGAAACUAAUUUUGUUGCUUUUUAAAAAAAAUCAGUACUUGUGCAAUGCUAAAUUUGUGAUGCUUCUGCAGCUGAAUUAGAGCAAAGGAAAUAUGCUCAGCUUAUAAAUCAAAUCAUUCCUAUUCCUUCUCUUAGAUUUUCUCACCUCUCUU